AUGGCCCGCAAGAAAGCUCUUCUUAUUGGCAUCAACUACUUCGGAUCCGAGCAUGAAUUAAAUGGCUGUAUUAAUGACGCGGAAAACAUCAGGAACUUCCUCGUCGAGGAGAGGGGCUUCUCACCCAGCGCUCACGACAUGGUCAUGUUGUCGGAUAUUCCUGAAAAUGAUGGUACCCCCUUUUUUCCAACAGGCGCCAAUAUCCUGGCAGCAAUCAAUUGGCUGGUUACCAGAAACCAACCUGGUGAUAUCCUUUGGUUGAGCUACUCUGGUCAUGGAGCCCAAGUUAGAAGUGAUGCUAGGGAUCGACCUUCAGGCUUCGAUGAUACAAUAUGUCCGGUCGACUUUGCAGAAAACGGACAAAUUUCAAGCGAAAUAUUGCAUCGAUCGAUCGUAUCUCCAAUGAAUCCCCAGUGCCGUCUUACCAUACUCUUUGAUUGCUGUCAUUCCGGCUCGGCCUGCGAAUUGCCUUAUGUCUAUCGACCUGACGAAGAUGGCAAUGUUAAUAUGGUUGACACGAUCAAGAAAGGAAUCGGGCUGAUUCGCGCGGCCGAGGGGCUUUUCGAAAGCGGCUUUUCUAUGUCUAAAGUAGAGGACGCUAAGAUGCUACUCGGAGGUGCGACUGACUUCUUUAAUGGACUGCAUCAUCGUCGGAACGAGGAUGUCGAUGAGGAUGGACUCGCCGUUGAGAAUUUCGAGGAACAUUGGGAGACAGAAGGUAAAGAUGUCUGGAUGUUCUCCGGAUGCGCUGACGAUCAGACCUCUGCGGAUACAUCCAUCGCCGGGGCACCGACCGGCGCCAUGUCUUGGGCACUUCUUAGGACUCUGAGAGAGAACCCUGAACAGUCAUAUAUAAACGUCCUCCAGAAUACCAGAGAGGAACUAGCGAGGAACUACUCUCAGGUCCCGCAACUCAGCUGUGGCGGCAGAUAUGACUUAGACCAAGUACUCGUCAUGGUAUCUUCGAAGACACUCCUUCCGUUACUCCUUUCGCUCGCGCCCCAUGCCAGCAAAGCGGUAACCGUCCGCCGCAAUAAUAAUACGGAGAUCAAAUGGGGACCAUGCAAACUAAAUACCACACUCCCAGUGCAAUGCGCCCAACUGCCCGUUCCGCUCGACUACACCGACAAGAAUCGUAGCGAUAUUCUCAAUCUCGAUCUGAUCAAGUACCCGGCUCAGAAGCAGCCGAAGCGCGGUAGCAUUCUCCUCAACUUCGGCGGUCCGGGCCAAGACGGUCUAGAAAGCAUGCUUGCUUAUGCAGAGCUGAUGGGCCCGACUACUGGGGGUUACCACGAUCUCAUAAGUUGGGACCCUAGAGGAACGGGUAAAACUCUCCGGUUCUCAUGCUGGCCCGACGAUACCACGGGUUAUUACGCCGCUAUGGGAAAUAGCCUGGCUGGUAGUGCGGACACGGCAGUAGGUAAACUCUGGGCCGAAGGCAACAUUAUUGCGACCCAAUGCCACGACCAGCAGAAGGAGACCGGUCAAUUUGUCGGCAUGGCAUUCGUUGCAAGGGACAUGAUGUCAAUCGUCGACGCCCUGAACGAAGAUGGCAUGCUUCGAUACUGGGGAAUUUCCGGUGGUACUACUCUAGGAGCUACCGUUGUCGCGAUGUUCCCUGAUAGAGUAGAGAGUGUUGUUCUCGAUGGUGUGAUGAAUGCGCAUGAGUACUAUAACUCUUUCGGCGAACCUGAGAUGGUAGCAUCAACAGACGCUACCUGGGAGGAAUUCAUGCGCGGGUGUAUCGCAAUGCCCGAAAACUGCGCCUUGGCAAAAAACAGGACCUAUGAUGAGUUAGAAGCAGCCAUGGCUGAGCUCUUCGACACCGUCCGGGACAACCCACCCGUCUUCAACGGGACGGUCGUGUUCGCUUACGAUUUAUUCAAGGCCCACAUCUUCAGCACGCUAUAUUCACCAUCGAGCUGGCCCAGCCUGGCCCAGGCGCUCGAGGAUGUGCUAGAGGGCAACCUGGAGACGUUCGUGAACCGGGUCUUGGCAUUCUCGAUCCCAUCUCAAGACCAAGCAAUCCUAGGAAUCCGCUGCGGUGAUAAGAAGCUGCGGACGAAUAAGCUAUCUGAUCUUAACCCUGUAUUUGAGCAGUAUCACAAGACCAGCAAGUGGUUCUGGGAUUGGGCUUGGGGAUACUAUGUAAUGCCCUGUGCGCAAUGGGGAUUUGAGGCCAAAGAGCGGUAUGAGGGUGAUUUCCAGGUUAAGACUAAGAACCCAGUGCUAUUCAUCGGCAACAGCUUCGACCCCGUUACUCCUCUGGCCUCGGCUAAGAACAUGAGCUCGGGCUUCGAGGGAAGCGUUCUUCUUACGCAUAACGGCCACGGCCACUUAUCUCUCACACAGCCAUCAAACUGCACAAACUCCAUUAUUCAAAACUACUUCCUUGAAGGCAAGCUACCCGCGGCUGGAACCGUGUGCGAACCCAACUUCCCGCUGUUUGAUCCCGCCGCCUCAAUGUAA
Molecule: messenger RNA, 2469 nt
Organism: Daldinia childiae
Lineage: Eukaryota; Fungi; Ascomycota; Sordariomycetes; Xylariales; Hypoxylaceae
Product: Metacaspase-1A
Exons: 11
Coding region: 1-2469 (822 amino acids)
Biological process (GO): proteolysis
Molecular function (GO): cysteine-type endopeptidase activity
Source: RefSeq, a predicted model, not a curated record